Molecule: messenger RNA, 2235 nt
Organism: Eleginops maclovinus (Patagonian blennie)
Lineage: Eukaryota; Metazoa; Chordata; Actinopteri; Perciformes; Eleginopidae
Gene: pi15a
Product: peptidase inhibitor 15a
Exons: 6
Coding region: 150-923 (257 amino acids)
Cellular component (GO): extracellular region
Source: RefSeq, a predicted model, not a curated record
AAGCGUACAACCUCCUCCUGCCUGCCUCCCUGCAACACAGCACCGGGCUUCAGAGGGGACACAGCCGGGGAACACCGGCACAAGUCCCGCUGCAAGAGAAGAUCACCCAAAGGAUCGGUAUAUUCUGUCUGCAGCUUCGCAAUUCCAUCAUGCAGUCUCAGUUAUUCGCGGUAGACUUUAUUCUUCUGUGCAUAUCAUGCGGAGCAAGUGCAUUGGCCACCACUAUCCCUGCAGCCUCCGGGUCUGUGCCAGGCGCUAACUUCACCUCCGCAGCGCACAGCUCCGGGACGGACUCCUCCAGCCUCUCCAGAAGCAGGAGGAAGCGCUUUAUCAGUCAGAAUGAUAUGCUCGCUAUUCUUGACUACCACAACAAAGUGAGAGGGAAGGUGUUCCCCCCGGCAGCCAACAUGGAGUACAUGGUGUGGGACGACAACCUGGCCAAGACGUCGGAGGACUGGGCCCACGCCUGCCUGUGGGAGCACGGCCCGUCCCACCUCCUCCGGUUCCUGGGUCAGAACCUCUCGGUCAGGACAGGACGCUAUCGAUCGAUCCUGCAGCUGGUGAAGCCGUGGUACGAUGAGGUCAAAGAUUACUCCUUCCCGUACCCCCGCGACUGCAACCCCCGCUGCCCCCUCAGAUGCUAUGGACCCAUGUGUACCCACUACACACAGAUGGUGUGGGCAACAUCCAACAAAGUAGGCUGUGCCGUUCACACGUGCCACAACAUGAACGUCUGGGGUUCGGUGUGGAAACGGGCGACGUAUCUAGUUUGCAACUACUCCCCAAAGGGGAACUGGAUCGGGGAGGCUCCCUACAAAGUGGGCGUCCCCUGCUCCGCCUGCCCCCCCAGCUACGGGGGCUCCUGCAGCAACAACAUGUGCUUCCCCGCUCUCAAGACAAACUACCUGCACUGGUUUAAAUAAACACCAGCUUCCUGAGCUGACACCCCCACUCCCCCCGUCCCACAGAGACUCGAUCUUAGUCCCGUAAGGAUUUGCACACUAUUUUGUAUAUAUGGGCUUAUUUAAAAACAGACAUACAUUUAAAAAGGCAGCAGAUUUUGAUGACUUGUAAAUAAACUGUAAAUUAAUUUGUUUUAAUAGAGGAUUAUAAUUUAUGUGUCGAAUGGGUCCUGAAACUACCGUGGCGUGUUAUGGUCAAUGUAUAUACAAGGAAAACAGAGCCGGGGGGGGGGGGGGUUGUAAUAUUCACAAAAAAACAAAAUAUACAAGAAAAAGUCAUUAGAUUAAUUCAAGUUGUUCCGUGACUUUCCCCAAAACAUUUCCCUGUACAUUUCUGAUUUUAUUCUCAGCUUUUAUCUUGCAUUUUAUGACGUGAUAAUCAAAGGGAUCUUUAGGUUUUUCUCUGAAAUGUACGACUCCAAUCUCAGAGAUUCCUCAUUUUAACCCUGAAUAUUACCCCCCUCCCUCGGCUCUGUAAUCUGCUGUUGUUAAACCUUCAAAGCCUGUAUUUGGUGCAUAUCUCACUGCGUUACCUUACCGUUGGCAGUGAGGUAAUGACAGCACGGGAUCCCGGCUCGCUCUGGUGCUACGGGCCUCACACCUCCGUGUUGUGUGCUCUGCCUGCAAAGGAAUCCUGUGAUAGAAACAUGAAAGCUUUUCACCUCAGAGGGUCAGACUCCAGCUCUGGAGCCCUGGAGCUGCAACAAACUUCAACCUCAAGUCUAACGCAACGUCCGUUUGUGUCCUGCAACAAAUCACCAGCCAUUUGUUGACAAAAGUGCACUUACUGUAAACUGAUGUAUAUUGCUUUUGUCGUAUAUCUGCCGUCAGAUUUUUAAGCCUCUGGUGCAUCUGCAGUUUCAAUCUGCACUGAUUUUCAUUCCUAUUUCUCAUAAUAUUAAUGCUAAAAAGAGCACAUACAUUGCAUCUGACCCACAUAUCUGUUUUAUAACCAUCUGUACGCAGUGUAUUGGUAUUUUGUAUACCGAUGAAUUGAUAUAUUGGAUUGUUUAUAUCUUGUUAUGAUCACUGAUGUAGUUCGGUUUUCUGAGUUAGGCACUCAAGUGCACCUUAAUUGUUCUUUAACAUUUCCAGAAUACACGGAAAUCGUUGUUCUUUUUGUACAUGUAGAUAAUCAUCGUACCUUGACUAUCCUAAAACAAGUAUUCUGUAAGUUAUUCAUUUUUAUAUGGGAAAUAUUUAAUUGAUAUGUUUUUUUAUUGUUUUGUAAAUAUAUGUGUGAACAAUUAAAAAAAGUACUGAACAUGUUCAA